UUUUGUGGACAGAAUGUUUAAUCUCCUCUUAUAAUAAAGCGUAUUUCCUCUUCAACUGAAUCGCUAGAUGGCGAUGUAACGAUGUUUUAUCAAACAACAAUAUGGGUUCUCGCGAGAUUAUACGCGCCGAGCUCCCGUGCUAUACAUUCUUGACUUCCUAGCACUUCUUUUUAAGACGACGUUUUCACGGAAUUUGCAUUACUGCACCACUGAAACUUUGUUUUUUGAAACACUUUUGCCAACAAUUUUUCGACGUUACUCAAGAAUGGGGACAGACGUUAGCAUGUAGCUAAGUUAGCUACCAAUUGAUAACACCAGGAAGAAACAGGCGAGCCAAGUUCCAAAUGUCGUGCACUUUGGCUUCCCCAGGAAUGAACUGCAACUUGGAAAAGGUGCUGGCAGAUGCCAAGUCACUGGUGGAAAGGCUACGUAACCAUGACAAUGCUGCAGAAAUGCUGAUCGAACAGACAACUUCACUGAACAAGCGAGUCGAAGCGAUGAAGCAGUACCAGGAUGAGAUUGAUGCCUUGAAUCAGGUUGCUCGACACCGCCCUCGCUCCAGUUUGAUUCUCGGAAUCCAACAGGAAAACCGCCAAAUUAGAGAGCUUCAGCACGAAAACAAAGAACUACGGACCUCGUUGGAGGAGCAUCAAUCUGCUUUAGAGCUCAUUAUGACCAAAUACAGGGAGCAAGUGUUCAGGCUGCUCAUGGCCAGCAAGAGAGACGACCCGGCCAUCGUGUCCCAGCUGAAGGAGCAACACACAACGGAAAUGCAGGCACACAUUGACAAGAUCAAUGAAAUGGCCUCUGUGAUGAGGAAAGCGAUAGAAGUGGAUGAGGGGCGCAUCUGUGAAGAUGAGGAGAGGAUUAAGCAGCUGGAGAUUGAGAAUCGGGGUCUCCGGGAGCUACUGGGGAUCAGUCGUGAAGCCUUUCUGCUUCUCAAGAGAGAAGACACACCAGAAAGCACGUCGCUGUCGCCCCUUUUCACAAGCACUGACAUUAGCUCAAGGAAGAGCUAGAGCCCUUACUCCUCCCUUCACUGCUGCCACUAUUGUGUAUAGUUUGCACAGCCUGUUGCCACACACCUUCUACCCCCUGUCAGACUUUUCCAAUAAUCCCUCUUAGUUUUGAUGCUCAGAGCUGCAAGAACAAGCAGUGAGAACACCUUAUUCCUCAUUUGUGGUACUUCUACUUUGCCAGCAUGUAUUUGCCUGUGGUGCCUGCUGUGAUGUUGAGAAUGGAUGAGAAGAAGAAAGGCUUGAAUCCAAAUAAACCUUGUCAUUUAUUUCCUUGUGUUAUUUGAUUU
Molecule: messenger RNA, 1306 nt
Organism: Synchiropus splendidus (mandarinfish)
Lineage: Eukaryota; Metazoa; Chordata; Actinopteri; Syngnathiformes; Callionymidae
Gene: fgfr1op2
Product: FGFR1 oncogene partner 2
Exons: 6
Coding region: 345-1019 (224 amino acids)
Biological process (GO): response to wounding
Source: RefSeq, a predicted model, not a curated record